GCCGACGCCGGACAAGGAACGGUUUAAGAAACAGCCAUUGAUGGCCAUUGAUGGCAGUGAAACAGACUGUACCGUGUCUCCUGUCAGUAGUAUGGAGUUGUAUAUCGCCGUAGGUGACUAAUCUGUGCCAAUGAGUAAUGGACGAAAUGGAGUUAACAUGGCGGUAUGGUGAUUAAAAGUAUUGAAUCGUUUUAAAAUUUAUGUGUCAAAAUUACCUGUAAAACAAUGGUGUACCAUUGGCAGUCACAUAAUGUCAAACUCUCAGGGGUGGAUGACAUGGUUCUUCUGCCGAAAAUAUCUGAAGAUGCAAUUGUGGAGAACCUCAAGAAGCGGUACAUGGAUGACUACAUAUUUACAUGCAUAGGCCCAGUCCUUGUUUCUGUAAAUCCUUUCAAACAGAUGCCUUAUUUUGGGGAGAAAGAAGUGGAAAUCUAUCAAGGAGCUGCACCAUACGAGAAUCCACCACAUAUAUAUGCUCUGGCAGAUGAUAUGUAUAGGAACUUGUUAAUAGAUAAUGAAAGUCAGUGUGUAAUAAUCAGUGGUGAGUCUGGAGCUGGCAAGACAGUUGCAGCCAAAUACAUUAUGUCAUACAUUGCAAGAAUAUCAGGAGGAGGUGCGAGAGUUCAGCAUAUAAAGGAUGUUAUCCUCGAGUCAAAUCCAUUAUUGGAAGCAUUUGGGAAUGCCAAGACUGUACGCAAUAAUAACUCCAGCAGAUUUGGCAAAUAUGUAGAAAUUCUAUUUGGAAAUGGAGGACAACCAGAAGGGGGUCGCAUUUCAAACUUUUUACUAGAAAAAUCGAGAGUGACUAUGCAGAAUCUUGGAGAAAGAAAUUUCCAUAUAUUCUAUCAGCUUUGUACAGGUGCAUCUGUUAAUAUGAAGAAAGACUUUGGUUUAUGCCAGUUAGACUACUACCAUUAUCUCAGCUAUGGUGGUAGUCACAAAGUAGAGGGAACCAAUGAUGCCCAUGAUUUUCAAGAAACGCUGAAAGCAAUGAAUGUAAUGGGUCUGACAGACCAGGAACAAAGCAACAUCUUACAAGCAGUUGCAGGUAUCCUCCAUCUUGGUAAUGUCAUGUUUUUGGAGAAGGGCAACUAUUCAGAGAUACAAGAUCAGAAUGCACUUGCAUUUCCUUCAUUCUUAUUUGAGGUGGACCAGAAUCAUUUGCAAAGCAAACUGACUAGCCGAAGGUUUGACAGCAAGUGGGGAGCACAGUCAGAUACAAUUGAUGUGACGCUCAAUGUAGAGCAAGCUUUGUAUACUAGAGAUGCAUUGGCUAAAGGCAUCUAUGCACGGUUGUUUGACUACCUUGUGAAACGGGUUAAUGGUGCUAUGGAAACGAAUGCUCAGGGAUAUAACAUUGGUAUACUAGAUAUAUAUGGAUUUGAAAUCUUUGAGAAGAAUGGCUUCGAGCAGUUCUGCAUCAACUUUGUUAAUGAGAAACUACAACAGAUCUUCAUUGAACUCACCCUCAAGGCCGAACAGGAGGAAUAUGUUGCAGAAAACAUCAAAUGGACUCCAAUCAGUUACUUCAAUAACAAAGUGGUAUGUGAUCUUAUUGAGAGUAAGCGACCGCCUGGGCUAUUCUCUGUAAUGGAUGAUGUAUGUGCUACCAUGCAUGCUGUGUCAGAAGGCGUUGAUCAGGACCUGCAGAAGAAACUGGCGACGGCAUCAGGCACACAUCAGCACUACCAAUCCUGUAAGGAAGGUUUUAUUAUCCAUCACUAUGCUGGUAUUGUAACUUACAAUGUUGAAGGAUUCUGUGACCGGAACCGUGAUGUGUUAUUUCCUGAUUUGGUGGAGUUGAUGCAGAGUAGUUCCAAUGCAUUCCUUCGUAGUCUCUUCCCUGACCAAAUAAAUGCAAACUGUAAGUCUCGUCCCACCACAGCUGGCAGCAAGAUUAGAACCCAGGCCAACAGACUAGUAGAUGAACUGAUGAAAUGCACACCUCACUAUAUCAGGUGCAUUAAACCCAAUGAAACAAAACGCCCAAGAGACUGGGAGGAGCUGAGAGUGAAACAUCAAGUUGAAUAUUUAGGGUUGAAAGAAAACAUUCGUGUUCGUAGAGCUGGAUUUGCAUACAGGAGACCAUUCAACAAAUUUCUGCACAGGUAUGCUAUCCUGACCAAAGAAACAUGGCCCAGAUGGCAGGGUGAUCUGAGAAAAGGCGUAGAGUGGAUUAUGAAAAGUGUCAACAUGGAAAAGAGCCAGUUUCAGCUUGGUAAAACUAAGGUCUUCAUCAAGGCACCAGAAUCUCUGUUCAUGUUGGAAGACCAAAGAGAUAGGAGAUACAAUCAGUAUGCAAGAGUAAUCCAGAAGGCGUUUAAAAAGUACUUUGCGCGCCGACAACAUGACCGACAGAAGGAAGAAGCUGCAAAUUUGAUGUUUGGUAAGAAGGAACGGAGAAGAUUUUCAAUUAAUCGUAACUUUGCUGGUGACUACAUUGGUCUUGAUUCAAGACCUCUCCUCCAAAACCUUGUUGGGCGUCGAGAGAAAGUGGCAUUUGCCGAAGUGGUAAAGAAGUAUGACCGACGAUUUAAGGCAGCCCGCAGGGACUUGAUAUUAACAUCUCACUCGGUUCUCUUAGUUGGGAGAGAAGCAGUGAAGAAGGGACCUGAGAAAGGAAAGCCUGUUGAAGUUAUGAAGCGAAAGUUAGAUUUUGAAGAUAUCAGCCAUGUGUCGCUUAGUACCUUACAGGAUGACUUCUUAAUCCUGCACAUGAAAGAAGAUUAUGACAGUUUCCUUGAGAUUGUUUUUAAGACAGAGUUCCUGUUGUUGUUAAACAAGAAGUACCAGGCCCAAUUAGGACGUGAGAUAACAGUUAAAUUCUCAAACAGUUUGGAAUUCAAAGUGAAGAAAGAAGGCUGGGGUGGUGGUGGAACUCGUCAGGUCAAGUUUAUUUCUGCAGGAACGUCAGACAUGGCUCUUCUCAAACCAUCGGGCAAGGUUCUUACGGUUGUAAUUGGUCCAGGCUUGCCCAGUAAUUCCAAGCCAAUUUUGCAACGUGCAGUCGUGGGAAGCAGGCAGUCAAGAAUGCAGGGCAAUAACUUUAUACAACAGCAUAGUGCUCUGAAGCCACAAAUCAAAUUUCAAAAGCCUGGAGCUUCACCCUCAAGACCAGCGCCAGGAUUGCCUCCAGGCUCCACUCCCCGUUCCAGUAUUAGGGCACCACCUCCUCCAAGUGAACCCGCACCACCCAACCAGCCUAUGGUUCGUCCAGGGUUCAGGCUUCCAGCAAUUAGUGCUGGGUCAGGAGAUUUCCCAGGCCAAGUACCAGUUAUGCUGACUCCUUCAACUGUUCGACCACAGCAAUCAGCUAAAGCCGGUAACCAACGGAAUUUCAUGCAGACACCACAGGCAGGAUUGGCAGGAGUCAAACGAGCAAGUUUGAACCAGAGUGCAACUCACAAACCUAUACCAGGCGGAGGUAAGCCACGACCGCCUAUGAAGCCAAAACCUGCCCUUCCGAAGUGCAAGGCUUUGUAUGACUACACUGCUCAAGAUUUGGAUGAAUUAACCUUCAAAGAAGGAGAUGUUAUUGAAGUUUUGAAAGAAGAAGCAGGAGGAUGGUGGCAAGGGCGCAUACAGGGUAAGGAGGGACUUCUGCCUGCCAACUAUGUUCAGAAACUGUGAUACUUUUCUGUAGAAUGGAUACAAUGUACUCUGGUUCAUCACACUGAAUAAUUAAUUGCUGCUGCAGCAUUCCUGAAAUGUUAAAAGUCAACAUGAUCUACUUACUCUUGUUAGUUUUAGUUUGCAUUCUCUUUAGCCUGUACUCCAAAUGAGGUCAGCACAUGGCUAAUGAGUUUCUUCUCUGUAUAAAUGUGUUCAGUGAUGCUUGCAAUGUAGCUGGAUUAUAUUUACAUUGUGAUACAGGUAUAUCCUGAUUUUCUUUACCAUAUUGGUUCUGAGAACGCUAUAAGUCAAAUUCUUUCUGCAGGUUCAGUGUCAAAAAUAGGAAUUAUUUUCUGAAAGGAUAUGUUGAAUGGUUAGCUUGGUUAUUGUGAUUGGUUUGGCUAUUUGAAAGCAAAAUAACAUUAUAUUACUGUAGGAGAGGCUGUUAAAAUACAGGAUUCAACAUGUUCCAAGUGCAACUACUAAUGCAUGCAUGCAUGAUAGCCUCCAUAUGAGAGAUCAAGUUUUCUGACUAAUGUACUCGUAAGACAUUGAGGUUCCGGGUGUAGAAUAAAAUGACCAUAGUGUAAAAAUUAUGCAAAUUUAAGAUGCCUGUAUUGGGAUGUACUUGGAUUUGAAUUAGUGGCCGAAUAUUGCCUCCAUGACAAACAUUUUCAUCCCAGAGAUAUUUAAAUCAUUAAUCACCCUGUACCAUAGGUUUUAAGUAAAGAUUCAAAACAUAAAGACCCCACUAGUCAUAUAUGUAAAAAUAUCAAAUUUGAACGCACAAAAAUAUAUACUUUCCUUAGGCAUCUUGCAAAAAUAGAAUACUUGCAGUUACUUUUCAGAAGAUACAAAUGGUUACAAAUCUUGAGGGAGGUACAACAGAAUAACAGUCCACACACAUAAGUAUAUAGUAACCUAUAUACUGUAAGCACAGCCAGCCUUUUGUCUGGUGAGCUAGGUUCACUUGACAAGCUGACUCCCAGUAAUCUGUUCUCAUAUAAUAUUCACAACAUGCCCUUAGCCAAGUGUCCUUAUCAUUAUCAUGUUCAUAUUCUAACAUGUAAGAUGAACUGUCUGAUAUUUGCACUGAGUCUUCGUAAGCUGAUUAAUGGUCAGAAUCAAAUCAUUAACGUUGCUAAUACUUUUUUGCUAUAAAUUGGCUCUUAAUGUAAACAGAGCCUCUUUUUAUAACUGUUUUGUUACACUGACCAUACUAAGCACAGAGGCAUUAUAAAACCCAUAAUAAAGUGGUAAGAUUUAACAAUAUUUAAUGUUCUUCCCUAUAAUCUACAAGGAGAAUUAAAGAAGUGGUAAAAUACCACCUACUUGUGAAGUUUCUAUGUAGGGGUGGAUUCCCUCAGGCUGUCUUCUCUGCAGACAUGUUGUAGAGAAUCUGAAAGCUUUUGCGGGUCACAAUACUUUAUAUAGAUUUUCUCAGAAAUUAGGAUUACACCGAUAUAUGCAUAACAAAUAUGUUUGCAUUUCUCCUUUUACUUACAGAUUAGUAAAAUUAUUUUGUGGGCUUGCCAAUUUCAUCUAGAAUCCACAUCAGCCAGUGGGACUGUUAUUUUGGCACCAUUGCAUGGUUAUUACAUCACAGUGUCAUUUAUGACCUACAAAAUUAAGUAGUAACUGCUAUGAUUGAAAUGUUAGCAGAUAUAUUAUAGAACAGGCAUAACAUUAGCAUGACACAUUUUCUUAGUACCCCACAAGGAAUUAUACCAUUUUCUUUCUGUAAUAUGUAAUGAUGCUUUUAUAAAGUGCUGGAUGGUAGGAUAAUUCAUGAAUGUGAAGCGGUUGUUGGAAUGAAAAUUGGCAAGGAAAAGAGAACCUACCCCAGUGCCACUUUGUCCUCCAAAAUCCCACAUUACCUGACCUGAGAUGAAACCUGGGAUCACCAUGGUGACAUGCAGACAACUAUCUGAACUGUGGUAUGGCCCUCUAUGCCAAGAAGGACAGUAUCCUCAUAACCAUUUAAGAGGUUAGAAAUUAAUAUUGCAGAUCAUUUUUGGACCAUUAAAUCUCCUCCACAUUAGUUAGUCAGAUCAUGAAUACUGCAAAUUAACUCCAUUUAUUUUGUGAUAUUCUGGAACCUGCAUUUUAAAAAUUUACAUAUUUCAGAGGAUCAUUGUUACAGUAUAUAAAUACACUGUGCUCAAGGAAUGUUGAUAGAUAUAUUGUUUAAGUGAGAAAAUUAAUUGGUUGAAAAUGAAUAUGUUUUAUUAAAGAUAUUUUUACAAAUGUUUCGUGUAAGAGUGUAAAAAUUUGUAUGAAUUAUGGCUGUUAUAGAAAUCAAGACAGAUGUGAGUAUGGAAAAUGGCAAGAAUUCCUUAAGUGUCCUAGUAAUGUGAUGAUAAUGGUGUCAAUGCUUGUAAUUUCUGUCAUACCUUCCAUUUACUUAAUGCACACAUGGUAGCAUUAUUGGUUGAGGCACUAU
Molecule: messenger RNA, 6055 nt
Organism: Cryptotermes secundus
Lineage: Eukaryota; Metazoa; Arthropoda; Insecta; Blattodea; Kalotermitidae
Product: unconventional myosin-Ie
Exons: 24
Coding region: 226-3630 (1134 amino acids)
Biological process (GO): actin filament organization; vesicle transport along actin filament
Cellular component (GO): actin cytoskeleton; microvillus; vesicle
Molecular function (GO): actin filament binding; microfilament motor activity; ATP binding
Source: RefSeq, a predicted model, not a curated record